Molecule: messenger RNA, 2109 nt
Organism: Histoplasma mississippiense
Lineage: Eukaryota; Fungi; Ascomycota; Eurotiomycetes; Onygenales; Ajellomycetaceae
Product: ATP-dependent molecular chaperone HSC82
Exons: 3
Coding region: 1-2109 (702 amino acids)
Biological process (GO): protein stabilization; cellular response to heat; protein folding
Cellular component (GO): cytosol; protein-containing complex; plasma membrane
Molecular function (GO): ATP hydrolysis activity; ATP binding; ATP-dependent protein folding chaperone
Source: RefSeq, a predicted model, not a curated record
AUGUCGUCUGAAACUUUCGAGUUCCAGGCUGAGAUUUCUCAGCUCCUCUCCCUCAUUAUCAACACCGUCUACUCCAACAAAGAGAUCUUCCUGCGAGAACUGAUUUCCAACUGUUCCGAUGCUCUUGACAAAAUCCGCUAUGAGGCGCUUUCCGACCCAAGCAAACUCGACUCCAACAAGGAUCUCCGCAUCGAUAUCAUCCCCGACAAGGAAAACAAGACCCUGACCAUAAGCGAUACCGGUAUCGGUAUGACCAAGGCUGAUCUCGUCAACAACCUGGGUACUAUCGCCCGCUCGGGUACUAAGCAAUUUAUGGAAGCUCUCACUGCUGGUGCGGAUAUUUCUAUGAUUGGCCAAUUCGGUGUUGGUUUCUACUCUGCCUACCUCGUUGCCGAUAAGGUGACCGUCAUUUCCAAGCACAACGAUGACGAACAGUACAUGUGGGAGUCCAGUGCUGGUGGCACCUUCAAAAUCACCCAGGACACCGAUGGAGAGCCACUUGGUCGUGGUACCAAGAUGAUCCUUCAUCUCAAGGACGAGCAGACUGAAUACCUGAAUGAGAGCAAGAUCAAGGAAGUCGUGAAGAAGCACUCUGAGUUCAUCUCCUACCCAAUCUACCUUCAUGUCCUCAAGGAGACUGAGAAGGAGGUUCCCGAUGAAGAUGCUGAGGAGGUGAAGGACGAGGGCGACGACAAGGCUCCCAAGGUCGAAGAGGUCGAUGAUGACGAAGAGGACAAAACGAAAGAGAAGAAGACCAAGAAAAUCAAGGAGACUAAGAUCGAGGAGGAAGAGCUAAACAAGACCAAACCUAUCUGGACUCGCAAUCCUGCUGAUAUUACUCAGGAGGAGUAUGCUUCCUUCUACAAGACUCUUUCCAACGACUGGGAGGACCAUCUUGCUGUGAAGCACUUCUCCGUCGAAGGUCAACUCGAGUUCCGUGCGAUCCUCUUCGUUCCCAAGCGUGCUCCUUUCGAUCUCUUCGAGACCAAGAAGACUAAGAACAACAUCAAGCUCUACGUCCGCCGUGUCUUCAUUACCGAUGAUGCUACCGAUCUCAUUCCCGAAUGGCUCAGCUUCAUCAAGGGUGUUGUCGACUCUGAGGACCUUCCUCUCAACCUCUCUCGUGAGACCCUCCAGCAGAACAAGAUUAUGAAGGUCAUCAAGAAGAACAUCGUCAAAAAGACCCUCGAGCUUUUCAAUGAGAUUGCUGAAGACCGUGAGCAAUUCGACAAGUUCUACUCUGCUUUCAGCAAGAACAUCAAACUCGGUAUCCAUGAGGAUGCCCAGAACCGCCCUGCUCUUGCCAAACUCCUCCGCUUCAACUCCACCAAGUCUGGUGACGAGACCACCUCACUUACCGACUAUGUCACCCGCAUGCAAGAGCACCAGAAACAGAUGUACUACAUCACUGGCGAGUCUCUCAAGGCUGUUCAGAAGUCUCCCUUCCUCGAUACCCUUAAGGAGAAGAACUUCGAGGUUCUCUUCCUUGUUGAUCCCAUUGAUGAGUACGCCAUGACCCAGCUCAAGGAGUUCGAUGGCAAGAAGCUCGUCGACAUCACCAAGGACUUCGAGCUCGAGGAAACGGAGGAGGAGAAGAAGGCCCGCGAAGCCGAAGAAAAGGAAUACGAAGGCCUCGCCAAGAGCCUGAAGAACGUCCUUGGCGACAAGGUCGAGAAGGUUGUCGUCUCCCACAAACUUAUCGGCUCCCCCUGUGCCAUCCGCACUGGCCAAUUCGGCUGGUCCGCCAACAUGGAACGUAUCAUGAAAGCGCAAGCCCUCCGCGACACCUCCAUGAGCUCCUACAUGUCCUCCAAAAAGACCUUCGAAAUCUCGCCAAAAUCCCCAAUCAUCCAGGAGCUCAAGAAGAAGGUCGAGGCCGACGGCGAGAACGACCGCACAGUCAAAUCCAUCACCCAGCUCCUUUUCGAAACCUCUCUUCUCGUCUCGGGCUUCACCAUCGAGGAGCCUUCCGGCUUUGCGGAGCGCAUUCACAAGCUCGUUUCUCUUGGUUUGAACAUUGAUGAGGAUGCUGAGACUUCCGAGGAGAAAGAGGCAGACACUGUCGUCGCUGAAGCUCCGGGUGAGAGCGCUAUGGAGGAGGUUGAUUAG